GGUUUUUGCGGGACGAGACAACCUACCAGUUGUUGCGGCUGUUUCAAGAGAGAGAGAGAGAGACUGUAUUCACUCAACACUUUUAAGUUUUAACCUCCCUUUGUGUUUUUGAUAUUUGAUUUAAUUUAAUUAGUGAGCUGAGUUAAGUUGUUGGUUUGCCAUUGCCAAUGCCUGCUGCUUAGAGAGAGAAACACAGAGAGAUAGAGAGAGAGAGAGAUAUGGCGACUCCAGUGAAGAAGAUGGGAUCUCAUCUUCGCUGAUUCUUGUUCUUGUGCAAUCUUACUCUUUAGUAUUACUUUAAACAUCCUAUCAGCAUAACGGUUCGGUUCUUUAGAUAGUUGCCUCUUUUGGGCUGCUUUUAAGAGAGAUCGAUGGGUUCCAGAUUCCCAUCUCAUCAGCUCAGCAAUGGCUUAUAUGUAUCGGGCCGGCCUGAGCAGCCGAAAGAAAGGACUCCAACGAUGAGCUCAGUUGCCAUGCCUUAUACUGGUGGUGACAUCAAGAAGUCCGGAGAAUUGGGGAAAAUGUUUGAUAUCCCCAUGGAUGGUUCUAAAUCUCGAAAAUCCGGUCCGCUAAAUAGUGCUCCUUCAAGAACUGGAUCAUUUGGAGGUGCCGCUUCACAUUCUGGACCUAUCAUGCAAAAUGCAGCAGCUCGUUCUGCUUAUGUUACAUCAGGCAACUUAUCUGCUGGAGGCAUGUCUGCUUCAGCAUCAAUGAAGAAGACCAAUUCUGGUCCACUGAACAAACAUGGGGAACCGGUUAAGAAGUCAUCUGGCCCUCAAUCUGGUGGAGUUACACGCCAAAACUCUGGUCCAAUUCCACCUGUUCUUCCUACAACUGGUCUAAUUACAUCUGGUCCACUGAAUUCAUCUGGGGCUCCAAGGAAGGUGUCUGGUCCAUUAGAGUCUACAGGAUCUAUGAAGUCACAUACUUCCUCUAUAGCUCACAAUCCAGCUGUGACCACUCUCAGCCUUGAUGAUGAGUAUUCUUUCAGGAGGAACUUCCCCAAGCCGAUAUUGUGGUCUGUGAUUCUGAUUUUUGUCAUGGGAUUCAUAGCCGGAGGUUUCAUUCUUGGAGCUGUUCACAAUGCCAUUCUCCUCAUUGUUGUAGUUGUUCUUUUUGCUGCUGUCGCUGCAUUGUUUACUUGGAACAGUUGUUGCGGGAGGAAAGCCAUUGUUGGUUUCAUUUCUCGCUAUCCAGAUGCAGAGCUUAGAACUGCCAAGAAUGGGCAAUUUGUGAAGGUCUCCGGGGUGGUUACUUGCGGUAAUGUGCCACUGGAGUCUUCUUUCCAAAAAGUUCCCAGAUGUGUAUAUACAUCUACAAGUUUAUAUGAAUAUCGAGGAUGGGAUUCAAAAGCGGCUAAUCCAAAACAUCGCCGUUUUACAUGGGGACUCAGAUCGGCAGAGAGGCAUGUGGUGGACUUUUACAUAUCUGAUUUCCAAUCUGGAUUGAGAGCUUUGGUUAAAACAGGCUAUGGUGCUAGGGUGACGCCUUAUGUCGAUGAUUCUAUUGUAAUUGAUGUCAAUCCAGCCAAUAAAGACAUGUCCCCUGAGUUUCUUCGAUGGUUAGGGGAGAGAAAGCUUUCUAGUGAUGAUCGUAUAAUGCAGUUAAAAGAAGGGUACAUCAAAGAAGGUAGCACAGUUAGUGUAAUGGGCGUAGUUCAAAGAAACGACAAUGUGCUUAUGAUUGUGCCACCGCCUGAGCCUUUGACGACCGGGUGCCAAUGGGCGAAAUGUAUAUUUCCGGCAAGCCUUGAGGGUAUUGUUUUGAGAUGUGAAGAUACCUCCAAGAUUGAUGUUAUUCCAGUGUAGUUAUGUCUAUCUUAUCCUCUCCAGUAACCUUAUAGGUAUUCUUCUCUAAAGAAAACAUUUCUUCCCAUGUCAGGAAAUUGAAGGUGGUGGUGGUGAUUGAUGUUGUUUGUAUUUUUGUAAGCAGUGUUGUUGGUUAAGUGUGAUGAUCUUUUACCCCUUUUGAUCCACCCGCAAAACUUUUCUUUAGUUUGCUGUAUAGCUAAUGGAAAAUUCUUAUUCGUUUAUUUUUCCUUAAGGGAUUCUAUACCCUUUUAAUGGAUGUUGCUUUAUAUAGUGAGAGGUUGUAUUCAGAUGGACUUUGCUGUCUUAAACAUUGAAGGCUCUAUUUGUCAAGUAGGUAGGUGAUGAACUGAAUGAUGAAAGAAUGAGUAUAACCAACCGGCUUUAUUUUCCGCCACC
Messenger RNA from Arachis ipaensis, 2207 nucleotides. Its product is annotated as protein SHOU4. The record is from RefSeq and is a predicted model, not a curated record. Lineage: Eukaryota; Viridiplantae; Streptophyta; Magnoliopsida; Fabales; Fabaceae.